Molecule: messenger RNA, 639 nt
Organism: Pseudozyma flocculosa PF-1
Lineage: Eukaryota; Fungi; Basidiomycota; Ustilaginomycetes; Ustilaginales; Ustilaginaceae
Exons: 9
Coding region: 1-639 (212 amino acids)
Source: RefSeq, a predicted model, not a curated record
AUGUCCGCCGCCGUCCGCACCGUCCGCAUCGAGCUGCCAAAGACGGCCUUCUUUGUCUGCGAUAUCCAGGAGAGGUUCAAGACGGCCAUCGCCAACUUUGACCACAUCGUCAACACUUCGGCCAAGAUGCUCAAGGCCGCAAAGAUCCUCGAGGUGCCCGUAUUCACCACCGAACAGAACCCAAAGGCCCUCGGAUCCACCGUCUCGCCCCUCUCGGACCUCAUCGCCCAGCUGCCCCCGCUCUCGGCGCAGGCGGUCCACCCCAAGACGCGCUUCAGCAUGGACGUCCCCGGCCUCACUGAUCAGUGGCUCAAGCAGGCCGGCGACAUCAAGCACAUCGUCAUCUUUGGCAUCGAGUCGCAUGUGUGCGUGCUGCAGAGCACCCUCGACCUGCUCGACAAGGGCAUCGACGUGCACGUGAUCAAGGAUGGUGUCAGCAGCUGCAACGUCGGCGAGAUCGAGGUCGCCCUCGAGCGCAUGCGCAGCGCCGGCGCUCAGGUGACGACCUCGGAGUCGAUCCUUUUCCAGCUCCUUGUCGACGCGUCGCACCCCAAGUUCAAGCAGAUCUCGGGCCUCAUCAAAGAGGAAAAGGAGCCUACCAAGGCGGCCGUCAACCUGCUGGGCCCGGCUCGAUACUAG